AUGUUCUCCCGAACGGCUCUCUCGAGAGGCGCACAGCUUCGGCAGGGCUGUUCGCUCGUUGCCCAGCGCCGGGGUUAUGCCGCCGGCUCCUCUGCGCCCGCCUCCUUCACCUACGAGACCUCUGAGCAAUCCAGCGUAAAGAUUGCUGCUCGCAAUUUCGACUCUCCGACCACGAAGCUGGCUAUCGUCGCCAAGGGAGGAUCGAGAUACCAGCCUGUCCCCGGCCUGACCGCGGGACUGGAAGAGUUCGCCUUCAAGAACACCGAGAAGCGAACCGCCCUCCGUAUCAUCCGAGAAUCCGAGCUCCUGGGAGGUCAAUUGGUCUCAUACCACACUCGAGAGGCAUUGGUGCUCGAGGCCAGCUUCCUGCGGGAGCAUCUUCCGUACUUUACCGAGUUGCUGGCUGAGGUCAUCUCGCAAACCAGGUACUCCUCACAUGAGUUCCACGAGGAGGUCGAUAGAGUGAUACAACUGAAGCAGGUCAGACUGGCUCGCGAUGUGUCCGCCCUUGCUCUCGACUCCGCGCAUUCCGUCGCAUUCCACACUGGUCUCGGCGCCCCUCUAUACCCGACACCUUCGGCCCUUACCAAAUCCUACCUGAACGAGUUCGCGAUCGCCGACUAUGCUGGAGCUGUCUAUGCCAAGUCGAACAUCGCAUUGGUCGGAGAUGGAACCACGUCAAAUGCUCUUGGCAAGUGGACGGAGCAAUUCUUCAAGGCUGUCCCAGCUUCUUCAUCUAGCUCCACAGCCCUGAACUUGAAGGCUACGACAUACUACGGUGGUGAGCAGCGUACAGCCCACACCGGUGGAAACUCGUUGGUUAUUGCCUUCCCCGGCUCCAGCUUUGGCACCUUCAAGCCGGAGAUCGCGGUUCUGGCCGCAUUGCUGGGAGGGCAGCCCAAUGUUAAGUGGUCGGCCGGUUUCACUUUGUUAUCCAAGGCCGCAGCUGCUGCUCCUGGUGCGACAGCUACAGCGACUAACCUGGCGUACUCGGAUGCUGGUCUCCUUACCAUUCAAGUCAACGGCGCCGCCGCGUCUGUCCGCAAGGCUGCUGAGGAGUCAGUGAAGGCCCUCAAGAGUAUCUCGGAAGGUACGGUCAGCAAAGAGGACUUGACCAAGGCUAUUGCCAAGGCCAAGUUUGACGCUCUGGAAGCUAGCCAGUCCGGCAUCUCUACACUCCUUUCGGCUGGUUCGGGCAUCAUCCACACUGGCAAGCCUUUCCAGAUUGCCGAGACUGUCAAGUUGCUUGACGGUGUUACGGCAGACAAGCUGAAGACGGCUGCCAAGGGUCUGACCGAUGGAAAGGCCACGGUGGCUGCAGUUGGUGACCUCCACGUAUUGCCGUACGCUGAGGAGCUUGGCCUGAAGGUAUAG
This is a messenger RNA of Anthostomella pinea, 1374 nucleotides long. NCBI's taxonomy places the organism in Eukaryota, Fungi, Ascomycota, Sordariomycetes, Xylariales, Xylariaceae. The record is from the annotation of a GenBank genome assembly.